AGAAGCCUCUACUUGAGAUACACUGUGAAAUGGGUAGAUUGGGAAGACACUAUUGUGCCUGUUAAGAUUUAUAUACUAGAUGUUACUGAUACCAGGAAGAGGGCAAGUGAUGCAGCAAGACUUGGUGCCAGGUAGAGUAUCAAGUUGAGUCCUGUGGUGCCACUGGUUUGGGAAAUAGUGGGUGUAUAGAUACCAAGAAAACAAGCAUUGUCAUGCCCAAUGGGGGUGCUGUUAUCUAUGGUGUUGCCCACCAACAUUCAGGGGGAGUCGGUUCAACUCUAUAUGGAGAGGAUGGCCGAGUUAUAUGUUCUUCUUUACCAGUUUAUGGAGAAGGGAAAGAACCAGGUAAUGAGGCUGGUUACAUUGUGGGAAUGUCUUCAUGCUAUCCUCAACCAGGCACAGUUAGGGUAUUUGAAAGGGAGACUUUGAUUUUGGAAUCCAAGUACAACAGCACCCAAAAGCAUACAGGGGUGAUGGGCAUCUUCUACAUUUUGGUUGCAGACUCACCACCAAAGCCGUUGCUUUCAUUACAAACUUCAGUUCAUCAGGAACUGAUAAUGCUGGGCAAAUAUUCAUGGGCAUUAGUUUUCAUUGGAGUGGCUGUAGCUUUUAUUCUCGGAGUUCUUCUUCUCCGAAGGAAUGAAAGAGCAUGCAGUUACCAAUCCAUAUGAUGUAUGAUUAAUCAAGAAGUGUUAUAGUCGUUUAGAUUCGCCCAAAUAACUCUGUAUCUCACAGAUGAGACCAUUUUGCUAUACAGUAAUAGCUCUGAAAUAAAUCUUGUAUGCUUAUGUUA
Telopea speciosissima is the source of this 793-nucleotide messenger RNA. RefSeq lists its product as uncharacterized. NCBI's taxonomy places the organism in Eukaryota, Viridiplantae, Streptophyta, Magnoliopsida, Proteales, Proteaceae. The transcript has 4 exons. The coding region runs from base 213 to 671 and encodes 152 amino acids. The record is from RefSeq and is a predicted model, not a curated record.